This is a messenger RNA of Polistes dominula (European paper wasp), 3762 nucleotides long. RefSeq names its product zinc finger protein 37-like. The record is from RefSeq and is a predicted model, not a curated record. NCBI's taxonomy places the organism in Eukaryota, Metazoa, Arthropoda, Insecta, Hymenoptera, Vespidae.
UUUACGUUGUUAUUAUUAUCUAUCAAUUUUUUUUGAUUACGGGUGGCUUUUAAUGUUGUUGUUGGUGCUGCUUGGUGAUUCCAACGCCUGCACGAGAACCAUCCUCUAUUAAUAUUUUUCCUUAAUAAAUUUAAAGAAAAGAAAGAUUUAAAAGAAAGAAAAGUAAGAGAGAUCAUAUUUCUUGGGUUAAGAAAGAAAAACGAAAAAGAAGAAGAAGAAGAAAAGUGAAAAUCUUUGAGAAACGAAUAGGGGAAGAGAGAGAUAAAUGAUUAAAGAAAAGGAAAAACAAAGAAGAAGAAGAAGAAGAAGAAAUUUACGAGAGAAGUUUUAAAAUUUAUAAUCGCAAAAUGCGAUAAGGAAAAUCUGUGAUAAGAUUGGGUUUCUCUUUCUCUCUUAUUCUCUGCCCCUCCUACCCUACCUUCUCUUUCCAAGCAUCCCUCUCAAACACGUUGACGUUUAAAUGCUCUCUUUCUCUCUCUCUCUCUCUCUCUCUCUCUCCCUUUCUCCCCUCUCUCUCUUUCUUCGCACAGUACAAUCAAAGUGCUCUCAAGGAAAUAAUUCUUCGUCAUGACGUUAGUAUUAAUCAAAAGACAGCUGAAUUUGGAUAAAUGUGAUAUUAUUAAUGGUUGUGGUUGGUGUGGUGGUGGUGGUGGUGGUGGUGGUGAUGGUGAUGAUCGUGAUUAUGUUAUCUACACCUCGUUUAACAAUUUACCAAGAGUUGAAGAAGAACUUACUAAUCUAAUCUAAUCGAAUACAAGAGGACAUAUACAUAUAUAUAUAUAUACACACAUUGUAUACAUAUAUAUGCUGUGUGUGAGUGCGCGUACUGCUGCGUACAUGUUAACGUGAAAGAGAGAGUGAGAGAAGAAAUAAGAAGAAGUUUUUUUUUAACUUCGUCGAUAUGUUCUGAUAGACGAACCCGGGCGUCGAAGUCUCUCGAGGCUGAGGUGCUCGAAGAUUAGUAGUUGUUUAUUUUAUUUUAAUUCUAAUCUAUAUAUAUUUGAAAUUUCCUUUAUUUUAUUUCCUUCAUCUUGUUGUUGGUCUUGCUGGCUUUUGUUUGUGCAAUCCUGAUCGAUCGUUAUUGUGAUUAACUUGAGUCCUGAACAUGAUCAAUAUGCAGCAAUUGAUCAUAGGACAGCAGCAGCAGCAGCAGCAAGUAUCUGGUAGUAGCGAGCAACCUCAAGAAGAGGUUCAAUUGACCGAACUUUUGCCAGUUAAACAAUCACGUAUCAGAGAGAACAAUGUUUUCAAGGAUAUCGAUGCAACUGACGCGUUAAAAGCAUUAAGAAGUUUUUCCGGUGGUAGUUGCAACGACGAGGAACAAGAUUAUGGAUUGAGAAGGAUAUUUGAUUCAAACGAACAACAAAAUGACGUGGAUGAUAAAGUUGAAAUGAAAAUAAAACGUAUAUGCGGUGGUGGUGGUAGUAGUAGUAGUAACGUUAAUAAUAAUGGUAAAAGAUCGUUAAUGUCUAAGAAAAGAAACUUAGUGAGAAAAAAUACCAAAAAGUUAACAACGUCUAAUUGUAAUAAAAUGAUCGUUAACAAAAUCACCAUUAGUGAUCGUACUAAUGGCAAAAUAACUGAGGAUGAGGAGGAUAAUGAAUUAUCCGUUUUGUACGAUGACGAAGAAAUUCCAAAUUAUUUGGAUUUGGAUAAAACCAAAGACAGUAGUCUUAAUGACGAAGUUUACGUGUUUCGUCGAGAAAGAUCUAACUCUUGUUCUUUAUCGCAAACUUCUAGCGAAGUUAAUCACGAAACUACGGAUGAAAUGUAUGCGGAUGAUUACGAAAGUACCGAAGUAGUCCUAAUAAAUAAAUUUAGGGAUCGUGCAAAGAAUUUAGAUAUUAGUACGGACGAAUUGAAUUCGUCAAUAUCGGCAGACGAAGAAAGAAUAAUAUCGAUGAACGAGGAGGAUAAUCAAGAAAAAGAAUUAAGAUUGAAGAUAGACGCGAUUAUCCAAGCCAAUUUGUUGGUUGAAAGGGAAAACAACAAUGUUGUUAGUCAAGAUAGAAGAAAAUUAAUGAAAGAAAAGAAUUCGUCUAGAUCAUCGCAAUCGUCAUUGUCACCAUCAUCACCACCAUCAUCAUCAUCUCAAGUAUCGACAAUAGUAACCGGCGACAUUCAAAAUAGUUCGAAUUUCAGUGACGAUGACAUCAAAAGAUUGGAAGAGGACGUUGUCAACGAAUAUAAUAAUCAAAAUGAUUCAUUAGAAAAGAAAUAUUGUUGUGUAGUUUGCGAUGCACGUUUUAAGGGUAGCGGUGGCCUGAGAAAUCAUUUCAAGGUAGUACACGGUGCCGGGCCAGUUUUCAAAUGUGACGAGUGUGGUAAGGAGUUUCCAUUGAAGGAACGUUUAAAGCUACAUGUUAGAACCCAUACCGGUUUUAAACCUUACAAAUGUCCGGAAUGCGACAAGAGCUUUGCUAGGGGUGGCCAAUUGGUUCAACAUCGUCGUACCCAUAGCCAGGUAAAACCUUAUCAUUGUGGCCUUUGCUCGGGUACUUUCACUUGUGCGGCAAAUCUCGCGUUGCAUGUUAAACGACACAACGGUCAAAAGGAUCAUAAAUGUGAAAUAUGUGGCAGGGGUUUCGUUAGGCGUGACGCUUUGAAGAAACACUUGGAGUGUCUUCACCGUGACGUUAAAUCCUUCCUAUGCGUUAUCUGUAAUAAAACUUUCAAAGGACAUUUACCGCAACAUAUGAGAACUCAUGCGCGCGACAGACCACACGGUUGUGCCACUUGCGGUCAAAGAUUUGCCCAAAAAUCACAAUUAACUGUACACCAACGUACACAUUCGGGACAAAGGCCGUUUCGAUGUUUGGUAUGUUGGCAAGCCUUCGCACAUUCGACGGCAUUGAAAUUGCACACGAGAAGACACACCGGUGAAAGACCCUUCAAAUGCGUCGAAUGUAACGCUGGUUUUACCCAAUUACCGCAUUGGAAAAAACAUAUGAAAUGUAUACACGGUAGAAGUGAACCUUACGGUUGCAAACGUUGCAAAAGUUUUUUCCGAAUUAAAAGUGACUUAGAGAGUCAUGAGAAAUCGUGUCAUCCAGAACUCGACGGGGGUGGUCCUGAUACAGAAGGUUCUUCCUCCAAUUCAUUUGGUGCAGUUUCGUCGAACGAUUCCAACGAUAAAGUUACCAAUACUACCAAAUACAAAACUAUGACAGUUGAAAGGAUGCGUCUGUUAUUGGCCGUACUAUUGAAAAGGAUCAGCAAACAAGAGAGAUUAGAUGAGUUGGGUUUUGGUAAACGUCUCAUCGAUAAAGUCCUACAAGAUUCUCUGAUAUCUGCUGGAAAGGAUCCGGCAACUGGUAAAGGUCUAACAGAAUUAGAAAUUCUUACCAAAAAUCUCGAAACUUUUCUCGAGUGGACAGUACCGAAGGAACAUUGGGAAAAUUUUCGAAGAAUGAAAAAAAGUCCCGAAGACAUCUUGGAAACUCUCACGGCUACGUAAAAAAAAAACAAAAUGAUCGACACGAGUGAUGAUGAUACUUUGAGAAUAAAUUAUUAUUAUUCUCUUUUUUUUUUCUUCAUACCAUAUAAAAAGCAUCUUUCCAAAUAGUCCAACCACCUACGGACGAAACAAUCAAAUGAAUUAUUUUAUACGACAAAAUGAUUUUAAUAUACGCGUUUCUUUCUUUUUUUUCUUCUUUUUUUCUCUCUCAAAUCGUUUGAACAAAAAUACAAAUCCACCCACCGUACAAAAAAUCCUAUCCUUGUUUUUUUUUAUUUUUUAUUUAUUUAUUUAAUUAAUUAAUA